Messenger RNA from Macroventuria anomochaeta, 1196 nucleotides. Its product is annotated as aminotransferase class-III. The record is from RefSeq and is a predicted model, not a curated record. The transcript has 4 exons. NCBI's taxonomy places the organism in Eukaryota, Fungi, Ascomycota, Dothideomycetes, Pleosporales, Didymellaceae. Gene Ontology annotation, molecular function: transaminase activity; pyridoxal phosphate binding. The coding region runs from base 81 to 1196 and encodes 371 amino acids. Gene Ontology annotation, cellular component: mitochondrion.
UCGAAACCAGCACCGCGUUCUCCAAAUCGUUGCUUACAAUGUCUGCACCAGACUUGUGAUCAAAAGCUGACACCUACCUGAUGCACACAGGUGUCCCAUCCUCGCCAGUAGUAAUCAGUAAAGCCAAAGGCACUCGACUCUACACGUCCGAUGGCCAAGAAAUCCUCGACUUUACAUCAGGCCAAAUGAGCUCACUGCUCGGCCAUUCUCACCCAGAAGUCGUCGAAGUAGUUCGCAAAUACAUCGGCAAACUCGAUCACCUCCUUAGCAAUAUGACCACACAGCCAGUCGUCGAUCUGGCUGAGCGUCUGGCUCGCAUUCUCCCUGCUCCACUUCAGAAGUCUUUCUUCCUCAACACCGGUUCAGAGACCACCGAAGCAGCCUUGAAGAUGGCCAAAUGCUACACCGGCAGGUUCAAGAUUGUCGCAUUCACAGCCAGCUACCACAGCCUUACCCAAGGCUCUGGGUCCGCCACCUACUCAGCCGGUCGCAAGAACGGCGGUCCUGCCAUGCCAGGCCAGCUAGCUUUCCCAGCCCCCGUCGGCUCCCUUGCAGCAUUUAUCGUGGAGCCCAUUAUGUCAACUGGCGGCAUCUUAGACCCUCCACCAGGGUAUUUGAAGCGCAUGGUCGAGGAAUGCAAGAAGCGCAACAUGCUUGUCAUCAUGGACGAGGCGCAAACAGGCAUCGGUCGGACUGGGCAGAUGUUCGCAUUUGAGCGCGAUGGUAUUGUGCCUGACAUUCUUUGUCUGUCGAAGACUGGGGGGUGUAAGGAGGCGAAGUUGUUGUGGCUGACGACUCAUCUCAACGAUCCUCUGACUGCUGCUGUAGGCAACAAGGUACUUGAGAUCGUCGAACGAGACAACAUCUGCAAACGUGCAAGAGAAAGAGGCGAGCAGUUGCGUGCUGGUCUCGACAAACUUCAGGAAAAGUACUGGUGCAUUGGAGAUGUGCGGGGUCGAGGUCUGUUUCAGGGCGUUGAGAUCAUCUCUGAUGCUGAGACAAAGACUCCGGGUCUUGAGAUUGGACAUGCCGUGGCGGAUCGGGCCAUGGCGCGUGGAUUGAGCUGUAAUGUCGUCAAUCUUCCUGGUAUGGGUGGUGUAUUUCGGGUUGCGCCUCCGGUUACGGUAUCAGCCGAUGAUAUUGAGGAGGGUCUACGGAUUCUUGACGAGGCUUUUAAUCAUUCUCUUGUGCUCUAG